CAUACAUACAUCCUACAUACUCAUACAUACGUGGAUAUAUUCCAAGCACUAGGAACAUACAUGCCCAACUGGUUCCCCACACAGAGACUUGACCCGAUGAGUUUCUUGUCCAUCUUUCUUUCCUCCCUUUCCGGGUUGGUUUUUGGUUCUUUACUUUCUGCACACACAGGGGAGAGAAAAGAUUCACUCCCAAAACGCAUAUUUCAGCUUCUUAAAAUCUAGAAGAGCUUUCGCUACAAAUUUGUAUGGAUUUUCCAGUUGAAACAGACAAACCAACUAGUUCAACACCCCUUCCCAUCUGAGCCCAUUUGUAAAUCCUGCACUAAAUCUAGGAGAAGGAUACGAAACUGUCGUUCCGAGGGCGUUACAGUUCGUGGUGCCUCAAAUUCGAGCACAAUUUCUCGGUCUGGAAUUGGGCUGUAGAUUCCCGACCGUAAGAAAUCGUGGGCACUCGACGUUUUCACUUUUUAGUCGAUUUUUGGCGAUCUUCUGAUUGUUUCCUGAAGCGAGGAUGACGUCUGCGAAACAUAGCGUCUUGCCGCCAUCUCUAGUUUCCAAUCUCCAGGACGUUUUGAUGAAUAGGAGAAGUGGGAAAAGCGGGGAGGAGUCGAAGGCGGAGGUGGAAGUCGGGCGGGCGGCAGAAACGGCGGUGGAGAGGGAGAAGCAGGAGGAGAAGCCCAUCGUUCUUGUCACCAGCGGAGAUGGGAUCGAGUCGCCGGGCCUCACAGCGCUCGUAGAGGUGCUGGUUCGAGGGGGACGGUGCGACGUUCAUGUCUGCGCGCCAGAAACGGAUAAGUCUUUAUCGGGGCACUCUCUGACGUUGAAGGAGACGGUUUCUGUUAGCUCUGUGGAAAUUAAUGGUGCUACUGCUUAUGGAGUUUCUGGAACUCCUGCUGAUUGCAUUUCUUUAGCGUUGUCUGGUUCGUUGUUCCCGUGGUCAAAACCAUCUCUGGUAAUCAGUGGAAUUAACAAAGGAUCGAGUUAUGGUCAUCAAAUUUUCUACUCAGGUUCUGUUGCAGGAGCCAGGGAAGCUUUACUUUCUGGUGUACCUUCUUUAUCAAUAUCAUUCAACUGGAAAAAGGAUGAAAGUCAUGAAAGUGAUUUCAAGGAAGCAGCCAAUGUUUGUUUGCCAUUGAUAAAUGCAGCAAUCCGGGACAUUGAGAAGGGAGUCUUCCCAAAGGGAUGCUUGCUAAAUAUUGAGGUCCCUUCAAGUCCUUCUAAACACAAGGGAUUCAAAAUCACCAAACACAGUCAACAGCGGCCUAUCCCUACAUGGCAAGCAGUCACAUCAAGCAGGUACCCAGCUGGACAUUUCAUGUCCAACCAGCAAAGCCUGGGCAUCCAGCUUGCACAGCUUGGAAGAGAUGCAUCUGCAGCAGGUGCUGCUCGUCGCCUAAAUGCACAAAAAAAGACUGUGGAGAUCGAGUCAGUGGCUGAACACGGGAAACCUGAACCUGAACGAGGAACAGUUAGGAAGCAUUUCCGCCUAGAGUUUGUUGAGAAGGAACAAGUAGAUGGUGAAGAAAAUCUCGAUUUCAGGGCCGUUGAGAAUGGCUUUAUAUCAGUGACUCCUUUAGAGCUGCUGGUGCAGUGUGAGCCAGAAACACAGACUUCUGCAUCAGAAUGGCUUGCUGCCGCAUUGGUUGCUGAUGAUGUGCAAGCAUCAUAACACAGUGCCUAAUUAUUGUGUAUAAAUUAAAGGCAUAUAUAUAAUCAAGGGAAGGGGUUUUUUUAAUUGAUCUUCCUUUUUUCAUUUAUUUAGAUGCCAAUGUAUGUUUUUCUUUUUUCUUUUCUGUUUUUCUUCUCCAUUUAUGUUUUUUCUCAUGUAUUUUAGAGAAUGAAAUGCUUGGUUUGUCUUCAUGGUUUUUGAGAUGGAUUUCAAUUUUUGAAUCUAUAUCAUUUGGAAAUGCCUACUGAUAACCGUGAGGAUUGCUUGGGGUUGUACUUGGAGCAAAAAUAUAUAGUAUUUGCUUUGCCUUUUA
Messenger RNA from Nymphaea colorata (pocket water lily), 1982 nucleotides. RefSeq lists its product as uncharacterized. Bases 512 to 1669 code for a protein of 385 amino acids. Gene Ontology annotation, molecular function: nucleotidase activity. The transcript has 10 exons. The record is from RefSeq and is a predicted model, not a curated record. Lineage: Eukaryota; Viridiplantae; Streptophyta; Magnoliopsida; Nymphaeales; Nymphaeaceae.